ACCUAUAUGAACAGCUUUGAAAAUCAUAAAUCGCUCUGUGGCAAAAUUAAAAAAAAUGUCCGCCAAGUGAAGUACAAUUGAACAAAAAUUCAAAAUCCUCAGCUUCAAACGAUGAAUCGGUUAAGCUUGCCGUCGCCAUUUCUCUUCUCCGAUCAAAGAUCCUCCUUAAUCAAAAUCAAAACGCUCAGCCUUCUCACUUCGCUGGAAGCGCAAGGCUAAGGAGCGGAAGCAAUAGCUCAUCAGGCUGAUAGGGGAUCUAAGAGAAGCUGAAAGCUAGUGGAUCCAGAUUCUUCGCAUUUCGAUUUGUUUCUGCUAUCGGCUUGCAAGUGCUACUUCUUCGAUAAUUUGAGGGAAAUUAAGCCCUAAGAUCGACGGAGAUGCCUCUCAUUGUCGGUUCAACGAUGUUCUUUGCCGCAAAUUUCUCAGACAAGGAAACUAUUAACACCUCACAGCCCAUUAGGAAAACACUUGGAAAUAUAGUUUAAAGAUUUUUUAAUCACUCUGUACAUCUUCAAUCGGGCAUACCAGAAAGCGUGCAGUUAAGUCUAUUUGUCGGAGUGCUGAGUCUGAAAGCUUGACCUGGAGACACAGCUGCAGAAAUCUACAGUUAGUCUCUUCUACUUGGCUCUGCAUUCUUGAUCAUGUAUCAAGAAUUGAAUUUAGAGGAAGGCAGAGGAAGGCAAUUUUCCAGAGAAGUCUCCAGAAAAUUUCGGACAAGUAUUAAUGAAAUUAAAAGGAUUAGGAGUAUUGGAGAACUCCUAAAACUAAGAUUUUGCUAUCAGUCAACGGCUGAAGGCUUGAUUCAUGUGAAGAAAGCAGCACUUGAUCCUGGUAGGCCGAUUGGGUACUGGAUUUUUCUUAUCUCUUAUGUAAUUACUACCUCUGCGGAUCCUUUAUACUUCUACGUCCCUGUCAUCGAUCCAGAGGAAAGGUGCCUUGGAUUUGAUAGAAAGUUGCGCAUUUCAGCUAUUGUGCUCUAUGCUUUUUUCGGCUUCUUUUAUGUGAUCUAUUUUAGCUUCCUGCUGCGUACUUCUUUAACUAAAAAGGAAGCUAGACCGACCUUUCUGAGCCUAUCCAUGAUUGACUUUCUUGUCCUUAUUCCAAUCCCACUGGUGCUAGUCACUUUAGUUUCUGAAAUUCCAAAAAUGGGAGUGGAUGUUUUUUUGUUUCCAAUGAGCUUAUAUCUAUUCCAGUAUUUGCUAAGGGUUAUUCGCAUCUCAAUAUCGUUUUCUGAAGCUACCAAGACUUCAGGCAUUCUUGCUGGAGCUAAAUGGACCAAAGCUGCCUUCAAUCUUCUUCUAUACUUGCAGGGCGGUCAU
Mangifera indica (mango) is the source of this 1319-nucleotide messenger RNA. RefSeq names its product cyclic nucleotide-gated ion channel 1-like. Lineage: Eukaryota; Viridiplantae; Streptophyta; Magnoliopsida; Sapindales; Anacardiaceae. The record is from RefSeq and is a predicted model, not a curated record.